GACACAUUCAAAUCAUAUACAAUCUCUAAACAAUAACAAAACUCUUCUUGUGGUUGUGGUUGUGUCUGGCAGAGAUGAAGCAAAAGAUAGUUAUAAAGGUGCAAGUGAGAUGUGACAAAUGCAGGUCCAAGGCCAUGGAGACAGCCGCCGUCGCAGAUGGUGUAAUCUCGGUGGCAUUAGAAGGGGAAAACAAAGACAAAGUUGUGGUGAUCGGAGAAGGAGUUGAUGCAGCAGACUUGGCAAGUGAAUUGAAGAAGAAGCUUGGCCAUGCGAGCUUAGAAAUAGUGGAAGAAGUGAAGGAGAAAAAGGACAACCAAAAUGAGAACAAAGAUACGACUUCACCCGCAUCAUAUUCAUAUGCUUAUCAACCUCAGUAUGAAUUAUAUAGAGUUGCUUAUGAUCCUCAGCCAAGCCCCUGCACCAUCAUGUAAACCCAACUUCAAUAUUAACGCUUCCCUUCUUCUCGUCCUUACUAUUUUCAGACAAACAAUAACCACAUAUAUAUAUAUAUAUAUGAUUCGUUUCGCUUCUCAUCUGUAAUGGCUUGGCCUUUUUAUGGCAGAUAUAUAUAUUGGUGAACAAACUCAUUUCUUCUAUAUUUUUAAUUAAGGGAAA
Molecule: messenger RNA, 615 nt
Organism: Pistacia vera
Lineage: Eukaryota; Viridiplantae; Streptophyta; Magnoliopsida; Sapindales; Anacardiaceae
Product: heavy metal-associated isoprenylated plant protein 47-like
Exons: 3
Coding region: 75-431 (118 amino acids)
Molecular function (GO): metal ion binding
Source: RefSeq, a predicted model, not a curated record